This is a messenger RNA of Micropterus dolomieu (smallmouth bass), 1636 nucleotides long. RefSeq lists its product as uncharacterized. Lineage: Eukaryota; Metazoa; Chordata; Actinopteri; Centrarchiformes; Centrarchidae. The transcript has 10 exons. The record is from RefSeq and is a predicted model, not a curated record. Bases 25 to 1026 code for a protein of 333 amino acids.
ACUGGACUCACAGGAAUUUGUAGCAUGACUACAAUCAGUCAAGUAUCAGUGAAGGCUGGAGAUUCAGUCACUAUCCCAUGUCUCUAUGACUCACAAUACAUGAACAACGUGAAAUACUUGUGUGAAGGAUAUUAUUGGUCCUACUGCUCAUAUGCAGUUAGAACAAACCAGCCAAAUUCAGGAAGGUUUUCAAUCUCUGAUGAUAAAAGCAGAAGAAUCUUCACUGUAACUAUAAAAGAUCUGACAGAAAGGGACAAAUAUUACUGGUGUGCUGUGGAGAUUGAUGGAGGGUCAGAUGUUGGAGAGUAUUUUCAUCUGUCAGUCACAACAGGUACACCCAGUCUCUAUGUGAAUCAUCAGGAGAUUGCAGGACUUAAUGGACAAAAUGUAACCAUCAAUUGUAACUACAGUAACUCUGGAGAAAUAAAGUGGUGCAGGCUGGGUAGAUCCUGUGUGACAGAUCAGUCUGGAUCAAUAGAUGGAACAAGUGUGACCAUCAGUAAAAGUGUCCCUAAUGUUUUCACUGUGACUAUGAGUGGACUGAGGACAGAGAGCAGCGGCUGGUAUUACUGCGUCAAAGGAGACUUUCAGAUGCCGGUGCAUUUAACUGUUACUGAGCAACCUACCACUAGUAACUACUACCAAACACCAACAACAGUCCAGGCUGAGCAGCGCAGUGUUCCAUUUGACCUAAAGAGCCUCAUCAUCCCUUUGAGUGUAUUGAUCUUCAUUGUAAUUGUGACCUUGUUCAUCUGGUUUAUGUUAAACAGACACAGGCACACCAAAGCGGAACUGUCAGCCACAACACCUGAAGCAGAAGUAACAUACAGUACCGUUAAGAAAAAGAGAAAAACUUCAGGCCAGGCUGAAGAGGACGUAACAUACAGUAAUAUUAAUUACAUGGGAAAAAUGUCAAGCAAGAGAUCAGAUGCUCAGAGUCACGCGGAUGUGACAUACAGCUCUGUGGUUAUUGUACAACAACAAAAUGUCCAAAGGGUUGAAGCAAAAGCUGUUGAUGUAAUAUAGAGCAGGUUGGCUCAGCAUCAUCACAACUUGUAAAUGUUUCUGCUACUACUAAUGCCCUUAUAUCAUAUCUCCAUGACUGUCAUUGGACUCUUUUUGAUGAUAGUGUUGUAAUGUUUUGUAAACUAUUAUUGUUUGGUUAUUCAGUAACUUACUUGAACACAUGUUCUCAAUUUUUUUUUUACCUUCCUCUGCAUAGCUGCAAAACAUUUCUAACAAGCACUGAUCUGGACGUUGUUUCCCAAAAACAACUUUAAGCUCAGAUGGUUGUAAAAUCCCUCUUUCAAACCUUCUUCUACCUAACAGGUGUUUCCAACCUAAAUGGUGUGUGUUAUGUCGAUAACUUUAAUAUUUUCUGGAAAAGAGUGUCUCUUUUUAAGACAGACGGAUUUCACCCAAACAAACAGGGCUCAGAAAUGUUAGCUGCUCACAUAUAUGGAUUACGUGAAUGACUAAUCAUUCAUGCAGCACAUCUGGACACACCACCGGUCACUGAUCAGAUCUCUACCUCACUGCCACUAACAACUGUCUCCACCUGCUGGCAUGUAAAGCCGUCUGCUCCCAGCACUGUUCCAAAGACUUCUAUUCCUGUCAUCAUCACGCAUAGGCCAGU